Messenger RNA from Candidula unifasciata, 1146 nucleotides. The record is from the annotation of a GenBank genome assembly. NCBI's taxonomy places the organism in Eukaryota, Metazoa, Mollusca, Gastropoda, Stylommatophora, Geomitridae.
GCCACUAGUGCUGCAUCAUUUCUUGAUGUAACUAAACCUUCAAAAGUUGCAAGGGAACCAGAUAUAGACUUAACUGAUGUUUACGAUUUUAGUCACCGACAACGAGGUCUUGCUGUUAUAAUCAACAACGAAGAUUUCUCCUUAAGCAGACUGAAUAAUGUGAGGGGGCCAUUAGAUGAUAGGCCUGAAUCAUCAUACGAUGCUUUAGCACUCAGUCGUACAUUUGAGAAACUUGGCUUUGAUGUAUUGCUAAAGAAUGACUUAGAAGACAAAAAGAUGGUGGUGCUGUUAGAGUCAGCUAAAGAUGAUUAUGACCAUGCCAAUGCUGACUGCUUUGUGUGUGCCAUCCUGACACAUGGCGAAGAGACAUUCGUGAGUACAGGAAAUAAUCUGCCUGAGGUUAGGCUGGACAUGCUGUCUGGGGCCAAUGGAAAGUCUGUGGCAACCAGCACUCUUGUUAAUAUGUUCAGUGAUGAUGCCUGUCCCAAAUUAAAAGGAAAACCUCGUUUGUUUUUCAUACAGGCAUGCCGGGGUGAAGAGUGUGAUAAUGGUGCACGUAUACAGUUAAUAAAGCAUACGGCAACCACAUCAGAAAGUGACAGACAAAGCCAUGAUGGAACAGCUCAUGGUAAGACACAAACUGAAACUGAAAGAUCUCAUGAUGGUGAAGCUUCUUCAAACUGCUUGCCUAGAGCACAGGGUCUUCAGACAGGCACCACAGAUGCCAACCCAGACUACAGUGAAAACAGCAUUGAAGAAGACUUACAGAAUAUAAACAUGAAUGCCACUGCAAGUGGUGGUGUAGACAUGAUUGAUGUACCUGGGGCUGCAGUCCAACGUGUCCGUCAUGUCCGUCUUUGUCCUACACCAUUAUACAAGGAUAGCUUGAUCAUGUAUGCCACUACUCCUGGUCAUUAUGCAUGGAGAAGGGAUUCAGGUGCCUGGUUUAUGCAGACUUUAUGUAAAGUACUGGACAACCCAGACAUUGGUAGCAAAUCCUUGCUAAGUGCUCUUGUAAAUGUCGCUGGCAUAGUUACCAGGGACUUUGAAUCAAGUACCCCAAACAGGCUAUCCACCCAUCAAAAGAAAGAGACACCAGUUAUUGAGUCCAUGUUGGUAAAGGAUGUGUUUUUUACUCCAAAAUAG